Molecule: messenger RNA, 5258 nt
Organism: Lutzomyia longipalpis
Lineage: Eukaryota; Metazoa; Arthropoda; Insecta; Diptera; Psychodidae
Gene: Tollo
Product: toll-like receptor Tollo
Exons: 2
Coding region: 560-4459 (1299 amino acids)
Biological process (GO): signal transduction
Cellular component (GO): extracellular matrix
Molecular function (GO): protein binding
Source: RefSeq, a predicted model, not a curated record
AGUCUAUGAGUUGAAUCCGCGGUGAAAGAACGUUAUUUUGCGCGCGUGAAUCAUUUAAAUUUCAAUUGAAAAAAAUUCCACUUAUAGUUGAAAAGUAAAAUAGAAGGAGAACGAAGAAAAACCGCGUCGGCGCAAGAAGUUAAAGCAGCGAAGGAAAGUUUACGGAAAAGUGUUGCAAAGGAAUUGGAAAAUUCUUUUUUUUUGAAAAUUGUGUGUGAGUGUGUGUGAAAAGCCAAUUUGGAAUACGCGCAACGAAGAACAUGAGUGGAGCCUCGGUGUUGAGCUCCUCAAGAUCAUCAAUAUCAUUGGAUUAAGUCUCUGUAUCAAAGAAAAAAUUGGAUUAACCUGGAAGGUGGAUUUAAAAAGAAGUGAGCAAAAAAAAAAGAAGGAAAAGUGUCUCAGAUUGAGAAGAAGAAGAAAUGUGGGAUGAUGAUUGCCACAUUGAGUGAAGAAGUGCACCCAAAUGAUGGGAUUGAGUGUAUUAAUGAGGUUGUGAAGAAAUGCUAGAGAACUAGGCGUAGAGUGAUCUGUCUAAAGCAGAGAGUUCUUGUAGGAAGUAAUGAGAACGAUGGGUUCAUCACCGGCCUUUUUUGGCAUCAUUAUUGGGACAAUUUUUGGUGUUCUCGGUGCAUCAAUGAGUAAAUCAUUGCUGUACCAGGCACCUGAUGAAUGUCGCUGGGUCGGCUCAACGGAUGACGAUGUGACCCUCGUGUGUAAACUAAGGACCAUCAAUAGUGAACUUGAGAAUACGAAUUUUAGUGUGAUACAGCCACAGAAUACAAUUCGUCUGAGGCUCGAAUGCAGCGAUGGGCUCUUCUUUCAGAGCUCCAUCAAUCCCGGGAGUUUUAGGGCCCUCAUUGAACUACGUUCACUAUCCGUUGAAUACUGCAAACUCUCCAAUCUCACCGAUGGGAGCUUUCGGGGCUUGAGUGCUCUGAGAAAUCUCACCAUACGUACGCAUAAUUCCGAUUGGAGUGCCAUGAGUCUCGAUGUAGGGCGUGGGGUAUUCACGGAAGAGCUGGAGUCCCUAGAAGGACUCGAUCUUAGUGAUAAUAACAUGUGGACAAUUCCCGAUGGAAUGAUUUGCCCCCUGCGUGCCCUGCAGAGGCUCAAUCUUACGCGCAACCGAAUACGCGAUUUGGGGCCAUUCCACCUGAGCGCCUCAAUUAGCACAGUGUCAUCGAAGAAAUGCGGCUCAGCCCUUCAGAUGCUAGAUCUUUCCCACAAUAGUAUUGAAAAUCUCCCAGCAGCCAUUUUCUCCGGGCUUGGGCGCCUUGCUGAACUUCGUCUUGGCGGCAAUGGGAUGAAUUUUAUUGCUGAUCGUGCACUCGAGGGGCUAAUAAGUCUCGCCAUUGUUGACCUAUCGGAGAAUAGACUAACAAAUCUCCCUCCUGAACUCUUUUCCGAAGCACGCAACGUUCAGGAGAUUUACCUACAGAACAACACCCUCAAUGUCCUUGCUCCAGGAAUCUUUAGUGAAUUAACGCAAGUUGUUGUUUUGGACCUAUCGCACAAUGAGCUAACAUCUGAGUGGAUAAAUGGGGCAACAUUCCGCGGUAUGAGGCGACUAAUCGUGCUGGAUGUCUCAAGUAAUCGUAUCAGCCGUUUGGAGGUGACGACCUUUCGGGAUUUGACCUCAUUGCAAAUUCUUCGUUUGCAAGAGAAUCAAAUUGAAACAAUUCCCGAUGGAAUUUUCGCGGAUCUUGGGAAUUUGCACACCCUCGUGCUGUCCAAUAAUCGUCUCAGUGUAGUGGAUGGGACAACACUUCAGGGUCUGCACUCACUAUCACUCCUUAGCUUGGACUAUAAUCGCAUUGGGCACAUUGAUCGGGCUGCAUUGAAGAAUUGUUCCAGCACAUUGCAGGAUCUCCAUUUGAAUGGGAAUAAAUUGACGCGUGUCCCGGAUGUCCUAUUUGAUGUACCCCAACUGAAAACCCUGGAUCUGGGAGAGAAUCAAAUAACCAGCAUUGAUGAUGCCAGUUUCAGUGGGAUGACCCAGAUGUUUGGACUACGUCUUACGGAGAAUAGUAUUGAGACAAUUCGAAGGGGUACAUUUGAUCGUAUGGAAGCCCUGCAGAUCCUCAACCUUUCCCACAAUAAAAUCCGCAAAAUUGACCAUGAAGCCUUCAACAAGAACGGCAAUCUUCAGGCUAUACGGCUUGAUGGGAAUCACCUGAGUGACAUCACGGGGCUCUUCACGAAACUCCCAAAUCUCGUUUGGCUGAAUAUCUCGGACAAUCGUUUGGAGAUCUUUGACUACGCCCUCAUCCCAACGGGCCUCCAAUGGUUGGAUAUUCAUGCAAAUAGCAUAGCUGAACUUGGGAAUUAUUUUGAAAUGGAAAAUCAACUGUCACUAACGACUUUCGAUGCCAGUUCAAAUAGGCUGAGUGAAAUUACCGGAAGCGCCAUUCCCAAUAGCAUUGAAGUGCUGUACUUGAGUGACAAUCGCAUAGCCAAAGUGCAAUCGUACACCUUCUUCAAGAAGCCAAACCUAACGAGGGUUGAUCUCUUUGGGAAUAAGAUCACAACACUCGACCCGAAUGCUUUGCGCAUAUCAGCUGUCCCGGAUGAUCGAGCUCUUCCGGAAUUUUUUAUUGGUGGCAAUCCAUUUGAGUGCGAUUGCAAUCUCGAUUGGUUGCAGAAGGCAAAUGCACUGGACUCACGCACGCAGCCAAAACUAAUGGACGUCGCGAGUAUUUACUGCAAACUCCUCUAUAAUCGCGGGAAGAUGUACGUCCCCCUCGUUGAGGCAGAAGCUAGUCAAUUUUUGUGCAAAUACGAAACCCACUGCUUUGCCCUGUGCCAUUGCUGUGACUUUAAUGCGUGCGAUUGCAAAAUGGAAUGCCCCGAUCGUUGCUCAUGCUUUCACGAUCAAAGUUGGACGGCGAAUGUUGUGGAUUGCUCACGAGCGGGGUAUGAGAAUAAACUCCCGGAUCUCAUACCCAUGGAUGCCACACAAAUUCAUCUCGAUGGGAAUGAUCUUCGUGAGGUGGCUAGUCAUGCAUUCAUUGGGCGCAAGAAGCUGCGGAUGCUCUUCCUCAAUAGCAGCAACAUCCACACGGUGCACAAUCGCACCUUUAACGGCCUUCGGGACUUGGAAGUCCUCCAGCUCGAUCAUAAUCAUCUCACCGCCCUCAAUGGGUAUGAAUUUGCGGGUCUGCUGAACCUACGUGAGCUCUACCUGCAACACAAUGCCAUUGCCACCAUUGACAAUGAUACCUUUAGCCACCUGCUUGAGCUGAAGAUUCUCCGACUUGAUCACAAUCAUCUCACUACUUUCACAUUCACCGCCCUCCCGGGUAGCCUAACUGACGUUCAUCUCGCGGGAAAUCCGUGGAGUUGUGAAUGUGACUUCGUGAAUCGCGUGAAAGACUUUAUGAGUGAUGUUGUGAAGGACAGAAUGAAAGUAAAGUGUACACACGUAGUGAUUAGUGAGAACGACGUAACGUACCCAACAACAGCCCAUUUCCGUUCACGUCGUGGCACGGUGAUUGACAAAGUGCCCGAAAACGACGGUUUCUACGUGCUGGCUGAGAAUAGUUCACGCAUCUGCACGGGUGUCCAUGAGAUUGGCAAUAAGAGCAAUUUAACGUCAACAAAGACAAUUCUCUCACAACCACCCCUAAAUGACUACAUCCCCCUGCUUGUAGCCACUCUCUGUGGCUUCCUCAUCGUGAUCGUUGCCAUUCUCGUGAUCUUCGUCUUCCGCCAGGAGAUGCGAGUGUGGUUCCACUCACGCUUUGGCGUGCGGCUCUUCUAUCGUGGUAGUGACACUGAUAAGAAUGAACGUGACAAACUCUACGAUGCCUUCGUGAGUUAUAGUUCCAAAGAUGAAGCAUUUGUGGCUGAAGAUUUAGCGCCAGCCCUCGAAAAUGGUGACCCGCAGUACAAACUCUGUCUGCACUAUCGUGACUUUCCCAUUGGACCCUACAGUCCCGAUACAAUUGUCCAAGCUGUGGAAUCAUCACGACGCACAAUAAUGGUGCUCUCGGAGAAUUUCAUCAAAUCUGAGUGGUGUCGGUUUGAAUUCAAAAGUGCCCAUCAUCAGGUGUUGCGCGAUCGACGACGACGCCUCAUUGUCAUCCUCCUGGGGGAGGUGCCACAGAAGGAUCUCGAUCCGGACAUUCGGCUCUACCUGAAGACAAACACCUACCUCCAGUGGGGUGAUAAACUCUUCUGGGAAAAACUCCGUUUCGCCCUCCCGGAUGUACCGAAUAAUCAGCGACGACAGACACCGCAGAAUCGACACCAAAACACCCCAAUUGUCAUCCACCAGACGCCAGUUACGCACUUUAGGAAUCACAAUGUAAAUCGCCACAAUAAUCGCAAUGUGGCGCAGCAGAUGAUGAUGUCACAGCAACCACUGCAGCCGAUGAUUGCACCAUCAGCCCCCAUGGAUCAAGCAACGACAAUGUCGGCACCUCCAAAUGGGCCCAGAACAGUUGCCAUCCACAUUUGACGGUGAUGGCAAAUUAGCAGCGAUGGUGGUGAUGACACGUGUGCAGCAGCAUCACUUUUGGGUGAUGAUCGUGAUGCAAUUCAAGUGACGUCUCUGUGAAAAUUCGUGUGAUCAUCAAUUGUGAUCUGCAAUGUGAAGCGAUCACGCGAAGUUAUUGUGAAGUGAUCGCAAGAAUAAUUGUGAAAAGAUCGUUAAAAUUCUGGUAAGAAGAUCCCCAAAAUUAUUAUGAAAGGAUCGCUUUACUCAAUGCAAAUAGAUCACUAAAAAUAAUAUAGAACGAUGGUGAAGAGUAAGAUCAUUUUUUGUGAAAAGAUCAUUGAAAUUCUCUGUAAAAAGAUCGUUGAAAUGUCUUUGAGAAAUACAUUGAAAUUUCGAUAAGAAGAUCCUCAAAAUUCCUGUGAAAAUGUCGUUAGAUUCAAUUCAAAGAAAUCGUUGAAAUAAAUGCAUUAAGAUCACUAAAAUUAAUGUGCAACGAUCGCUAAAUUCAUUGUGAAAGGUAAGAUAAUCUUUUUUAUGUGAGAAAAUCGCUAAUUUCAUUGUGGGGAGAUUCUCAAAAUUCUUAUGAGAAGAUCGUUAAAAUUCUUGGAAAAAAAGGAUCAUAAGAAAUUUUAUACAAAGAUCCUAAAAUUUUUUAUGAAAAGAUCGCUAAAAUCAAUGCAAAAAAAUCAUUAAAACAAUUGAUAAAAGGUCCCAGAAAUUGUUAAAUCCAGAAAUUCUUAUAAAAUCGUUAAGAUCAAUCAAAAAAGAUCACUGAAAGGAAAUUUUAAAAUUUAUUUACUCUGCGUUGAUACCACUGCUU